AUGCCCCAUGAAAAGCCUCCAUACGAGUCUGUUUGUGAAGCUUUUCAACUUCUUGUGCUAAGCAAAGUCUCCGUGGUGAUCACAAUUAACAGACUUCGAUUAGCUCUUUUACACAGAUGGGGACUGACAUUACUGAAACUGUGGAGAGCUUCCCAUCGCCGAUUAACAUCAAGGUGCAUAGCUUUAUGUUCACUUGUUCACUUAAAUAUUGCAAUUGAUAAAGCCAAAUCGUUGAUUCACGAUUGCAGUGAAUCCAGUAAGCUUUACUUGGCACUCACAGGAAAUACGGUUCUUUCAAGAUGUAAAAAAACAAAAAUCUUAUUGGAACAGAGUUUGAGCCAGAUACAAAACAUGGUUCCUGUGAUGCUUGCAUCAAAGAUCUCACUGAUAAUUACAGACCUUAGGAGGAUGAAAAUUAGUUUAGAUCCAUCUGAAGAAGAAGCUGGAAAAACUGUAAAAACAUUACUCAAAGGGUACAAUAAUACUGGAAAUUCUUCAGAAUAUGAAAAUGAGUGUAUUCGAAUAGUUGCUUUAAAGCUUCAAAUAACAUCUCAAAAAGCUCUUUUAAUUGAACGAAGAUCAAUCAAGAAACUUUUAAACAAACUUGUUGAAGGAGAUAGUGAUCAACAAAAGAAACAGAUUCUCAUGAUCCUUUUGGAUUUGCUAAAAAAACAUGGACAUUCAAUUGCAUCUGUGCAUGAAGAGAAUGAUAGCAUUGUUCAAAGUCAAGUUUAUUGGUCCCGUGGAGUUGACUAUUCUGUUGACCGUGAAGAACCUCCAGAAGAGUUCAAGUGUCCGAUUUCUCUCAAGGUGAUGUAUGAUCCUGUUGUUAUUGAUACUGGAGAAACAUUUGAAAGAAUGUGGAUUCAGAAAUGGUUUGAUGAAGCCGAUGUAAGCACGUGGGAGAAUUCAUCUUCUUCGGUUACUAGUUUGAGCUCUAUGUAUAGUCUUCAACUUCCGGUUGUUGAUUUUAGUAACUUAUCGCUCAGUUCUUUGGAAAAUACUCGUGAUAUGGAUGUGGAGUUAUCUCAAGAACUUGAUGAUUCGCUUCCAUGGAAGUCACAAUGCAAAUUUGUUGAUGAUCUCAUGGCCCGUUUGAAUGAUGAUGAUCGUGGUUGUCGAUUCAUAUCAUGCGAGAAUUUGAUUGAGUCGAUUGUGAGAUUCUUGAAGGUUGCACGCGAUAUAAAUGAUGUUAAAGCUCAGAGAAUCGGAUGUUUGCUAUUGCAAAUCUUGAUAACCAAAUGCAGAAGUAUAAAAGUAUUGAGUAACGAUGCAUACGAGUUGAUAUCAGAGUUCCUUGAUUCGGAAAUGAUAGAAGAGGCGCUCGCUAUAAUUGAAAAUUUGUCUUCCCACCAAAAUCAUCGAUCUGAAAUCGCAUCUUCUCGUGUUCUCACUCAAAUUUUAAAGAUUCUCGAUUCCCAAAUUAUACAAUUUCAAACUCCAGCCCUAAAAAUUCUCUAUAACUUGACUUCGAACAGAAACUUCCGUUCUCUCCUUUCAUCAGAUCUAAUCCCUAAACUUGUCGCCCUUUCUGAAGACGAAUCACUCUCAAAAUACGGCAUAGCAAUCUUGACAAAUCUAUGUGGGAAUCAAGAUAAUAAAAGCAUAAUUGCAGAAACCGAAGGGUGUGUAUCUUUUGUCGCUAGGGUUCUUGAAAGCAAGAGUUGUGAGGAGCAAGAACAGGCUUUAGAGAUUCUUCUUUCGUUAUGUUCUCAAAGCAUUGAGUAUUGUAGAUUGGUGAUGGAUGAAGGGGUGAUUCCUGAUGUUGUUUCUAUUACCAUAAAUGGAAAUGAUAAAGGAAAAGCAAAAGCACAUGAAAUGCUUCGGCUUUUGAAAGAUGUUGAAGAGCCUGUGGAAGAAUCUCCUCCACCUGUUUAUGAUGUUUUAAAGGAUUCAAAUAACUUUCAGGAAAGUAUAGGUUUUGCAGUUAUUUUCUCAACCAUAUGUGCAGUUUUGGGUGGAUUGAUCUAAUAACUCUAUUUUUUUAGACUUGUUAUUGUUUGUGUAUAUUAGUUGUAGUAGAAUAGUCGUAUGCAGACACUAUUUAAACUGUAAACACGCAUGAAGGAAUGUUCGUGUUCUUCAGGAUUCUUAACUAAAGGUUCACCAGAUUAAUUUUGUGUGAAGAAUCCAACUUGAGUUCAGAAUCAUGAUUUAUCCCGCUGAUAGAAAAAUCUGUAAAUGUUAUACCAUUUAGUUAACUUCAAGAACUAGUUUGUAGACGUAAAGAACUGGUUAUGUACUUCAUUUCUUUAGAUCAUGGUGAUCUACAUGUAAAGUUUUUGUUGGCUGUUUCUUUUUUAUGGUUUUUGAACAAUCUGUAUUUGGUUUUGGAUCUUGUUAACAUUUCUGGUGAUGGG
Molecule: messenger RNA, 2360 nt
Organism: Lactuca virosa
Lineage: Eukaryota; Viridiplantae; Streptophyta; Magnoliopsida; Asterales; Asteraceae
Source: the annotation of a GenBank genome assembly